AUGUAUAAAUCAACAUCGUUGGAUUCGCUUAAUUUACCGACCUCGAAUAUGUCAGUUUUGACAUCUACAGCAAAUCCAGCUAUUCAACCUAGUGCGUUUUCUAAACUGACUCGUCGUGUAGCAAUAAUUCCAACACCUAAUAGACCAGCUAAAUUACAAAAAUCUGAUAAACUUCAGUCAUCUAUUCAGGAAGAUAAACCUACUGAUUCGGAUAAUGAUCAAGAACAUAUUUUACUUAGUAGUAAACAAGAUUCUACAAAACUAUUAAAUUUAGGUGAUAAUCAGUCUAUUCAUGAAGAUCAUAACAAAGAUGAGGACGAUGACGAUAAUCUAUUUGAUAUAUUCAUUUGUGAAAAUUUCGUUCCUUUUUCCGGCAAACAGCCGGUAGAUCAAUGGUUAGAUCAGACCGAAACAUUAUUUAACAAAUUCAAAAUUUCACGUAAACUUCGUUUUAAAGCCGUACCGCUCCUAGUUAAUGGUGAACCUAAACGAAAAUAUAUUAAAAAUCGUCAUUCUAUUACAUCUUUUGAUGACUUUUAUGAAUUUUUGUUAAUGAAUUACGACACAGGUUCUUUAGUAACUAAUGCCUCAAUAGCUGUUCCAGCUAGUCAUAAGACGGAGAUCGUAAAAAAUUCUAUGUGUGAUGUCAAAUCGACUGUAGAUUCUACAUCGCACGUUGCGAAUACUACUGAUUUUAUUCAAAUAUCACAGUCAUGUGUUUCUUGUUCUCAUAAAGUCGCUACUGAUGAUACCACCAAAUCUGAUGGUGAUGUAUCAGAAUCUAAGUCAACUGGAGAUGUUUCAGUAAUUGAUAAGUUAUCGUUAGAUCCAGUUAUAAAUGAUUUACGUAAAGCGAUUGUUACAGAUUUCAUAAAAAAUCCUAAAGUAUUUCGUGGUAAUAAAGAUGAUAUAACCAAAUGGUUAGAAGAAAUCGAUCAUUUGAUGCAAACUGCGCAUCUUCCUGUUGCUAAUCGACUUGAUUUGAUUUCGUAUGCUCUCAGAGGAGAUGCUCUUCAAUGGUACCGAAAUAACCGAUCUACGUUAACUAGUUGGAAUGUAUUUCUUCAAGAAAUUAAGAAAGCAUUUACGUCAUCUUUUUGCGAAGAAGUAGCUUUCAAAACUCUUGAGUCAUAUGCACAAGGUGCAAAUCAGUCGGUUAGAAAUUUCUAUAAUGAAGUUAUAAAGUUGUGUAAACAAGCUGAUGCUAACAUGAGUGAAUCAACACAAUUGAAAAAUUUAUUAAAUAAAGUUAAACCUAGCAUUCAACUCGAAGUACGUAAAAAGAAACCGAAAACAAUUACUGAAUUUUUAGAGUAUGCUAAAGAAGUUGAGGAAUUAUUACAACUAUCUAACAUUAACAUCGAUACUGAUAUUAACUAUCAUGGUACAUUGACAGCUCCUCAUAAAGCAAUGACUACGUCUAAUACUUUUUCUUCAAAUUAUUCUAACAAACCUAAUAAUAGAUACAGUUCUAUAUUUCAAAAGGAUUCAAGCAAUAAUCCAGUAUCUUAUUCCUAUACAUCUUAUAAGUCCGAUACAGCGAAACCCGAAUGCAUACAAACUCCUCAUUCGAAUUAUCGUUUUCAAUCUAAACAGUAUGCUUCGACACGUAAUAAACGCAAUGAUAAUAUUAAUAAUGGUUAUCAUAAGCAAAACAAUAUACAGCAAUAUAAGCCUAUUGCUAAACAGAUUCCUAAAGAAAAAUCUACUUCACUUAAUGCAGUCUUUUCAUCGACAUUUUCACCCAAAGAUGACAAUAGUUGUAGUACUUUAUCAUCAAUUGUCUUAGUGGAGUCAUCGAGAGAUGGUGUUGACUCCGGACAGCAAGUUAUAAAUCCAUCAAAAUCAUCAUUAAUUUUUAUUAGCGCUUUAGUAAAUGAACAUAAGUUACAAAUUCUAGUAGAUACCGGAGCAACUAACACAUUUAUUAAUAAAAGAAUUAUACAUCGUAUAGUAACAAACAAGGAUAUAUUAAAGCAACCCUAUUCAUUUUUAUUAGCUGAUGGUCUUGCGCCAUUUCGUGUUUUGGGUAAUGUCAAUCUAGCUAUAGAAUUCGAUUCUCUAGUUACAACUAUCGAAGCACAUGUUGCCGAAUUUUUAUGUACUGAUAUGAUUAUAGGAAUGGAUUACAUUAAUAAAUAUAAUCUGAAUAUAAACGUGAAAAGACAAACUAUCACUAUUGAAUCUAAUCAUAAAUUAGUCGAAGUUCCCAUUAUUCGCCAGACCAAAUCUGUAAAAAUACCAGUUUUUUCUUCUAAUACAAUAUCCUUUUCUCCCUAUUCUAAACGAACCGUGUUCGUAUCUAUUCCUAUAUCAUCUGUGUCUUUAUCGUUUACUCCAUUAUCUUCUUUAAAGCAUUAUGUUUUUACGAAAAAUAAACACGAUAUUAUAAACUUUCGAAAUUAUCGUUCUCAUAUCAUAAUUUCUAAUAUGUCAUUAAAUCCUAAAAUAAUUAGAGAAGGUGUGUGUCUCGGCUAUUUGUCUUGUUACCCGAGCUUUCAAGGUACACGCGUCUUUCGCUCGUCUUUAUAUCGAUCACUUGGAGCUGCCAGACACGCUGGUAUGACUCCAGCAUUGGGUGAUUUCGUUACAGAUAGUAGUUCUACUAAUGAUUCAUCUGCUUCAUGUCAUACAAUUACUAAGAAUUCUUAUGACUCACAACGUUCUUCAGGAAAAGUCAUUUCUAAUUCACCACAGUUUAUUAAUUCUAUUGUAUUACAACAUAUACACGCACUUGUUGAGAAAAUUCCACAUACUCAACAAAGACAAAGUCUUUUAUCGUUAUUGAUGCGAUUUCACACUGCUUUCGAUACAACAAAUCAUAAUAUUGCUCGAACUCGUAUACAUCAUGUUAUUAAUACCAUUCCUCAUUCGCCUCCUGCCAGUAGACCGUAUCCUCAACCAGAUACAGAAGAGGCAAUGUAUAAAUUAAUGCCAGAAUUUUUGAAAGCAGGCCUUAUCAGAGCUUC
Molecule: messenger RNA, 2969 nt
Organism: Rotaria sp. Silwood2
Lineage: Eukaryota; Metazoa; Rotifera; Eurotatoria; Philodinida; Philodinidae
Source: the annotation of a GenBank genome assembly